AUGCUAGUAACAGAGUACCAUGAGGUGGUGGCGAGACUGAACGAGCUGGUCAAAAUUAAAUGUGACCAAGUGCAUUCGCGUUUCACUUGCACAUUCGACGGAUACGAAGACGAACAGACCUUGACGACAUGCUCUAACUGCCGAGAACGAGUCGUGGAGAUGUCUAGACUUUUUGUUGAACUCUGGCCUGGGGACUGGCACAGCGGACAUGGUUCCUACAUCCAGGACUCACUCCUCGACACCAUCGAGUCAACAGAAGCGUCCACCGACGGACUGGAUAUCGCUUCGAUGAUAAAAUUCCGAUUGAAGCAUACUUACUUGGCAGACCGUGUCAUUAAAGAACUCGGACUUCCAGCCCCGAGCAACAAGCCAUGUGGGAUCUGGAACAAAGUCGAGUGGGAAAAGGAGCGCCGCCAAAGGGAGGACGAACCUGUUUUCGACAGAUCUCGGGAUUUUACCUGGAGGAAAUUCACCGACGGCAAUCUCAUACCCCAAGGGACUAUUCAGCAGGGGCCCGGAUUUGUUCGGUUUGUGCAAUAUCUUGUUGCGGCGGUCCGCCAGAAAGAGUUUACCACCAAGAUGUCACACGACGAGUAUGACGAACUGAUCGAGAAGAUGAUCAAGUUGGUCGAAGAUGCUGGAGCUUCUGAUUCAGAUCUGGCAUGCGAAUGCGCUGCGGCUCGACUGGCACGUGUCGAUUGA
Molecule: messenger RNA, 702 nt
Organism: Colletotrichum godetiae
Lineage: Eukaryota; Fungi; Ascomycota; Sordariomycetes; Glomerellales; Glomerellaceae
Exons: 1
Coding region: 1-702 (233 amino acids)
Source: RefSeq, a predicted model, not a curated record